AUGUCUUCUUUCUCACUUGAAAAGAGUUUCAAAUUGGAAGCACCAACAUUGGGAAAUACAUUCCUUGAAGAUCAAGCCUUGUUGGAAAUUCUCGAUCGUUACAUAUUUUCUCUGGAUAAGAAGAAUAACACAAUCCGAGAUGAUAUUAUGAAGGAUUUGACUGCUUUUGGUGAUAAAGUUUCAUCAACUAUUUGGAAAUGGUCUGAUUUGGCUGAGAGAAAUGAACCAAAAUUAAUUCAUUAUGAUGCUUGGCAUAACAGAGUUGACAGAAUUGAGAUGCAUUCUUCUUGGAAGGAAUUGUAUGAUACUAGUGCAAGAGAAGGACUUAUUGCUUUGGGAUACGAGCGUGACAGGUUUCGUCAAUUUGCUAGAGUUUAUCAAUUUGCCAAAUUGUAUUUGUAUGAUCCAAGUUGUGCUGUUCAGACUUGUCCUCUUUCUAUGGGUGAUGGAGCUUCUAAAUUAUUGGAAACUAAGAGAGAACAAUUAAUGAUUGAGUGUAGACAACAUUUAACAUCAAGAGAUCCUGAACAAUUCUGGACUAGUAAUCAGUGGAUGACAGAAAAGAGUGGUGGAUCUGAUGUUUCUGGAUGUGAAACUAUUGCCACUCAAGUUAAAGAUUUCGAUUAUCUUCUCAAUGGUUUCAAGUGGUUUGGUAGUUCUGACUCUGCAAUGGCUCUUUUGCUUGCUAAAAUCAAAGAUGAAAAGACUGGAAAAGUUGAUGAUAAGGUUUCUCUAUUCCUCUUAAAGACCAAAGAUGAAACUGGACAAAAUUGGAAUGGCCUCUUGUUCCACAAAUUCAAGAACAAGUUGGGAACCAAGGCCAUGCCAACAUCUGAAAUUGAACUCAAAAAUGCAAAGGCCACUCUUAUCAGUCCUCGUGGACAAGGUGUUAAAUUCAUUGCAACCAUGAUUAAUGUAACUAGAAUUUACAACUCAAUUUGUGCUGUUGCCAAAAUGAGAAGAGCUGUAAAUAUUGCUCAAGAUUUUGCAUCAAAAAGAAUUGUAAAUAAGGGACAAAUCUUGGCACACAAUACUCUCCAUUUGAGAUGGCUCUCAAAGAUGGUAGCAGAAACUACUGGUAGUUUGCAUUUUGUUAUGGAUUGUGUCAGAAUACUUGGUAAGGAGGAAUGUGGAAUUGCCAAUCAAAAUGAAAGGCAAAUUCUCAGAUUGUGUAUUCCAAUCAUUAAAUUGUACACUGGUAAGAAAUCUCUCCAAGUUGUGAGUGAAGGAUUGGAAAUGUUGGGAGGUGUUGGCUAUACUGAAGACUCUGGAAUGCCUCGUUUAUUAAGAGAUGCUCAAGUUUUGAGUAUUUGGGAAGGAACAACAAAUAUUCUCUCAUUGGAUGUAUUGAGAGUUUUGUUACAUCCUGAAUCUGGUCAAGAUACUUUGAAGAGUUGGGUUGACCGUGCUGUUAGUGUUGCUAAUUCACCUUCAUCUUCCAAUGUAUCUCACAUUUCAAAGGGAAUUACCAAGGCAGUUCACGAUGUUGUCGACUAUCUCAAAACCAACCAAAAGAAUCAAGCUGUAUUGACAACCUUUGCAAGAGAUUUGGCCUUCACAAUUGCUCACAUUCAAGUUGCCGUUCUCCUUUUGGAACAUUGCAUGUCAAAGAAUUCAAACAGAAAUGUUUCAAUUCUCAAGAUUUUCGUUGAAGAUCACCCACUCAAUCUUCUCCCUUCGAAGGAAAAGAUUGAACUCAUCAAGCAAAUCAAUGCCACUGAUUAUCUCAUUGGUAACGAAAGUGAUGGUUACAAAACUCCAGCAGAAAAGAGAAGUAAAUUAUAA
Messenger RNA from Naegleria gruberi, 1785 nucleotides. RefSeq lists its product as uncharacterized. NCBI's taxonomy places the organism in Eukaryota, Heterolobosea, Eutetramitea, Acrasida, Naegleriidae. The record is from RefSeq and is a predicted model, not a curated record. The transcript is spliced from 2 exons. The coding region runs from base 1 to 1785 and encodes 594 amino acids. Gene Ontology annotation, molecular function: acyl-CoA dehydrogenase activity.